Molecule: messenger RNA, 16881 nt
Organism: Drosophila elegans
Lineage: Eukaryota; Metazoa; Arthropoda; Insecta; Diptera; Drosophilidae
Gene: brp
Product: trichohyalin
Exons: 17
Coding region: 6727-12561 (1944 amino acids)
Biological process (GO): regulation of synaptic plasticity; neuromuscular synaptic transmission; maintenance of presynaptic active zone structure
Cellular component (GO): cytoskeleton of presynaptic active zone
Molecular function (GO): structural constituent of presynaptic active zone
Source: RefSeq, a predicted model, not a curated record
AGAUUCAGAUACUUUGGAGCCCUUUGCCAAUUCCCAACGGGAAAAGGGACGAGGUCGCGACUCGCGAAUCCCUGUCUCGAGUCCCUAUCUCCGCCAUCUCUCUGCCUACCUCUGUAUAUCUCUGUCAAACUAUCUCUUUCUUAUUUUCUUUCGUUCGGCAAACAAUGCUCUAGAGAAUGAUUUCGUACACGGGCAGCGGGGGAGAGUGGGAGAAUUUUCCCUUUCUCCCCCGCCUGCCCUUUCUCUCUGAACACGAAAAAUAAAAACACACACACUUUUUAUGCAUCUUGAGUUCGAAAACAUUUGAUGCAACAUCAGAACUUGAACAAGUUUUAUUUUAACCCAACACACACGCAGACACAAAGCCUUAUAUACGCAAUAUAUAUACCCACAAACACACACACACAUAUAACCUAUAUAUACUUACCGCCUUAUAACUGUUACAAUCUAGUAAAAAAAAAAAAAACAGAAAUGUAGAUCCUAGAAAAUGUUCGCUUUUAUGCCAACUAAAGUUUGAGUUGUUCGUAGUGUUUUCACACUGUUUUCCACUGUUGAUUUUUCAUUUCCCACAUUGACACACACACGUACACACACAUACACACACGUACACAAAGCCAAAGCCAAAGCCUGACACGUUUCAUUCAGUUUGCUACAUGUUUUGCAUAUUUUUUACUGUUUUGUUCUUGUUGCCGUUGUCGCUUAAUUAAUUUGCAACUUUGUGCCGACGAGAAUGAGGACAGUGGAGGCAGUCAACAUAAAUGAACGUCGUUCGAAUUAACAUUAAGUGCAGUGCACUACCCAUACAUGUACCCGGAACACACCUACACAUUCACACAGUUGCCUACACCCACGCACACUCAGACAGCAGCUUAGUCAUUUCAUUGUUCGCUACCCAAUAAAAUCUCGAUUUUGUUGCACACUUUUCGGCGCCACAAUGGAGGCAUCUUCGCUUGGCCCAUUUAUGUAUGCAACAGUAAUGCAUUGCCAGGUCCUGGAAAAGUGCAUUUCCAUUUCCACCCCCCCACGCCCCUCCAUUGUUGCAAUCCAUUAUUUAUCGAGGGGGGCGGCGUAUUGCUUCCCCCCGGGAAAUCAAUCUGAAACAAAGUCUGGAGUUACUGCAACUGCAGCUUAACUUUUCACCCACCGACCUCCCCAAGGACAUGCCAAACAACCAACUGCUUAUUACUGAUCCAAACUCUUACGCCCCCACUCCUCUAAUUACAUGUUUGCCCCUAGCAAAACUCCCACACACCCACACACACACAUGGCGUAUGCGUAAUAUUAAGCGCAAACAGAACAAAAGGCAGCCAAGCACAAACACAGAAAAGGAAAACCCAGAAACGGGAGGCAAAUGGGAAAAAGCAUUUCCAGAGCAUGGUCAGACAGUUGGUCACAUUCCCAGUGGGCAGCAUAAAUAACCUUGAUGCAGAAACAAAAUCUAUUUAAGGACAACAGACGCUGGCCGGAGAAAAGGCCAAAGGGAAUACCCUGUACAAAUGGGAAAAUAUUGUGAUUAUACGAUUGGCUUUCGGCAUAAAUGCUUUUGUGGGAAAUGCAACUUAAGUUCCUUUGUGGAAUUUAAUCUGAAUUUGUAGAUCUUUCUAUAGUAAUGGAAAAUGGGAACUCAACAGCCAGCAAAAAGUCAAAAGUCAGUCUGUCUAUUGAGAUAUGCACGUUUUCUUUGUGAAUGGCCAUAAAAAAUGACAGAUAUUAGCCAAGAAUGGCCACUAUCCUUGACUGAAUUUCGAACUUCAUAUUUUAUCUCUGCACUGCAUUCAGUCCCCGUGGCGUUAAAACCAUUUGCAUAAGCUCAACAUCCUUUUUCGUGCCGCCAUUUCGAUAGAAUUCACUGCACAAUAAGUAUUCAAAAGGCGUUUUUUCUCCUCAUUUUUGGCUCAGCGCCCACUGGCAUUUUUCGGGAAUCGCAAUUCAUUUCUGCGUAAUGCUUUUUACACUUUUUUUUUUAGCGGUCGGGGGUCUUGGGCAGAUUAUAUUGUACCAAUUGAAUGGAAAGCUGAACAACAACUGGCCUGACCGGCGAUUGGUGAGGCUCGAAAUUAAUUUGUCACUGAUAAAGCAAACAAAUGGUCGGAGGAAAUGCGGCAUAGUUACACGGCCCGGACAGCAGUAAUUAAAAAUCAGCCCACAAAACCGGACUAAAGAAAAAUAAAUCCCGCCCACCACAUGCCCAUAUACAAAGAAAACGAAUUUCGCCUUGCUUUUUUUAUUUCUCGUUUUUUUUUUUGUACCCGGCGAGCAAUUAAAAGUUGUUGCGUAUACGCUGCGUUAAAAGGGCCGGAAAAAGAGAGCAAUCGGCUGGUGCAGUUCUUUCGAGGUCACUGCGUUGUACAUUUCCUAUUUUCGGUGCAGAUUCUAUUUAUUGCAAACUGCAGUUACCAGCCUAUGCCACCCCCCUUUUGGGGCGAAAAACUUUCAAUAAUUCAUCUUGUUUAGCAGUUGGCCCAAGUUGAGCCGCAUUGAAUCGACUUUUUCCUCUUUUUUUCCUCUUUUUUUGCUGCCUCGACUUUUGGCACUCUUAUAUAAGCCAGAGGCCCUGGGCACGCAUGUAUCUCUCGGUUCGGAAUAUGCGAAUUUUCUUUUACGAGAGUCCUCCUGCUUUUAUUGUCUACUUCUUAUGGCCAUUUAACCGACGCCACUUUGUCUGCUUGAUGCUCAAACUUUCGGCUUACAUUUUGCCCCCAAACCCAAACCCAAACUCAAGCCCAAACCCAAGCACUCUCGAAUGCUUACACAUAUAAUAUGUACACAAAUCUAACAAACUUAUGCGAUGCUCAACCUUCUCACUUCUGGUGAACCCAACAACAACAACGACGACGCCGACGAAAACAACAACGAGACAGCUUGAUUUGGAGCGUGAAAUCAAGAAAUACGCUCAGGAGGAGCAGGGGGUAAGGGUGAGUGUGUGUUUGCUACUCGUAAAACAAAAUAGAAAAAAAGUACGCACCAAAAAAAAAACACGACUCAGAGCUAAAGACCUUCUUAGGGGCAAUCCAUCCCGUCUUAGCCCCCGACAGCCGAUGACCAAAGCUUAGUAUGCUGCUCAGUAUGCCAGACCACACAAAUCCAUAUUCAAAUAUUAAUGUUGCUUGGCUCACCCUCACUCAGAUCUAUACCAUCUCCUGUCCCGCCCUCCCCUUUUCCCUCAGCAACGCCCUGGCAAAUUAGAAACUAUGCAAAACGUUGCCAAUGGCUGAAUUUUAAUUAGCAGACUAAGCCAGGCACGAAAGGGGUAAGCGAUGGGCUCUAGAUGUGUUACGGGGAUUGGCACAUGCCGAAUCAGGAGCGGACUCAAGUGCGUUGGGGCAGGACCCAAGAAGGGAAUCUCAAAUUAGGCAAUCCUGAGAGGGUUUCGCAAAAAAAAGACAGGAAACUAGAAGGGUAAUGCUUUAAAAACCACAAAUUUAAAGCUAAGAAGAAAUGGAAACAUUAUAUUGGACACAAAACAUUUAAAAUGAUUUAUGGUACUUAUUUCAUAAAAGAAUGAUAGAAUACUGUCCACUUUUGUAUUAAAUGUAUAACCUUUAAAAGUACUUUACAAGCUAAAAAUUUUAAUAAUAAUAAUACUAAUAAUAAUAACAUAACUAUUGAACGACGAAAUAAAUGAAAGCAAUAUAGAUAGCCUCUAUGCCACAGAUAGAAACUCUACAUGCACCCAAACAAUAAUGUCAAUAAAGCAUAAAUCUAGCUAUAAUUGAGGUAUAGAUAUAUCAUGCCCUGGAAAAGCAUCGAAAAUUGUGCCAUAUCGUAAAUUUAAAAGCUAAAAAUAGGGGCUUUAAUCAUGACUGAAGCAACAUAAAAUACUGCCAAGCUCUAUAUUAAAUUUCCCCAGCAACGCCAACCGAUUGCGGCAGGAAUUUCACUCGCAGGUCACUAAAUAAAACUCACACGACACCCCCCCGCACAUAAAGAUCCCGGCCAAAGAGCCAGCCCUGUGUCCUAUGCAUACGCAUAAAUAAUAAUGGGCAUGGAGCACGGCAAACAUGGGGGCUGCGAGAGGUUAAGGGAAAGGGAAAGGGAACAGGGUACUGGGUGCUGCUGCUUACUGGUUACUGGUUACUGGUACUGGCAACUCGUUAUGGCUGCCAGUGGGCCUCGCUCAACGCUUGAUAUAUUAUGCUGCUGCUGGCUUGCACAGCUCUUUGUUUUGCGGGGGUGGCAUAAAAUAAUUACGCGGCCUACCGCAAAAUUCAUUUUGCCAGUGCUUGCGAAAAAAAAUAAAGAAGAAUUAAAGCCCUGCAAAGUUAAGUGUGUUGAGCAGAUACAAAUGCAUUUAAAGCGACAAGUACCUGGGGGCGUUUUCACUUCGACUAAUCGAUUGGCCCGGCGAACAGGAAUUCAAUUUGAAACGGCAUAUCCGAAAACAAAUGACUGCCUAAUGAGUUGCCCACUUAGCAUAAUAAUUGAAUGGAAGCUGCCUUAAUAUGCAAAGUGUUGCCUACUUUUGCGGGCCAGUUGGCCCGGAAUUCCAUUUGUUGGGGUGCUCGCGAUGGGCUGCCUAUCCGGAAGGGGACGGUGCAGGCAAGGGAUGGCAAGGAGGUAAAGAGGGCGGUUGGACCGCCCGCAAGUCAGCUGCUCGAGAAGUGCAGCCCCAUCAUGUGCAUGCGCAGGCCAUCAGUUGCAGGAAAGGCCGUUUCGACCAGCCGCAGCCAGUGCAGGGUUAAGCUUGCAGCGAGUAGCUGUGAAACGAGUUCCCCCACUCCCUCCCACUUCCAGCCACUUCCCCCCACCCUACGGCCCUUUGGCAAGCAAUCAAUAUUGCCACCAGCUUUUGAGCGUAAAUGAACGUAAAAGCUCUCGCCUGACUUGCAAAGCUUUUCUUGUGGCACAGACCACAUGACUGGACCUGAGAGCGCAAUUGGGGAAUAAGGCUCAAUCGGGACGAGUGCCGAAAACGAGAGCCGAGCCCCGAAAGCUAAAAGGAUGAGUGCUUAAGCAUAGUGCCGAAAGCCAAAGGACUAAGAGCUUAGCAUAUAGCAUCAUGAUUUAUGACUAACUUUAUAGUCGAAAGAUUAGAGAGCAAGUAAUUUAGUGACGAAAGCCAAGUAGUCAAUGAGCGAACUAUGAUAAUCCGUAAGAAUAUCAAAGAAGCAAACUAGAAAUAUAUGAGUAAAGAAUAUAUGAAUAUUUUUAUGCUUGGUCAAUAUCAAUCAAAACAACUAAGGUAGCAUUUUAUUUCUUAUUUUAGUUUUUUUCGUUUCAAAAUUAUUUGAAAUAAAUUAAGAAGAUAUAAUCGGUAGUUGCAUAAAAAACAAACUGAGCUGAAAUGUAUUUUUAAAGCCAAGUAACUGAGUGCCAGCAGCUGAAAAAGACAUUCCAAUAUACGAAAUCAGAAUCCAUGAAUAAAAGUAAGCUAUUCAAGAGCCGAAACUCAAUUGAGAUUUAGGUGCCAAUGAAUGGGACCAUAGUUUAUCUGCAAAGCCGAAGGACUGGGUGUAAAAACUUUAACCUUUAGCAGUGCCGAAAAUUGAGUGACUUGGGGCCCAAACAACGAGCAACGAGUGAAAGCUGAACUGCCUAGAGCCGAGUGGUUGAGUGGCAACGGUGCGAAUGAGCGAUUUGCCAUGCCUCGUGGUCGCAAAAGCUCCGCAGGCGCGAACAGUUGUACACGCAACGCUCCAGCCGACGAGCCGAGAUACGGACCAAAAAAAAAGACCUGAAUCGAGCAGAGCGCGUCGCGAAUCGCACUGAAGGAAGAAAGUUUUUGGCACAGGCAAAUGGCAAAAAAAUUUGUGUAGUGGGCAGCGAGCCAGAGCCAAGUGAAUUUGGAUUGUGCUAGGAUACGAAAAUCCCACACGAACCCCAAUAUCCCAUCCGUCUAGAUUCGCGAAAGAAAAUCCCAUUCGUGGCGCGAACGCGUGUGCUGCGAAAAAAAAUAAGAAAAAAGCGAAUAUAUAAAUGAAAAUUCCAUUCCUUGACCGCAAAAGGAUGUAGAUAAAAAGGAAUGUCGAGCAUUUCAUUAUUGUGCCUUUACCUGUAAAUAUCAGUGUCUGUGUGCAAAUAAUAGCUUAAAUCGAGAGUGCCAGUGCCAUUUUUCAAUCCCUGCAUCCUCAUCAUUCAGCACCAGCUGAAGGAAAAGCAGCAGCAAAGCAGCAAAGCAGCAAAGCUGAAAAGCUGAAAACCAGAGCAGCAGUAACAGCAUAAAAUCAAUAAUUUUUGCUUAAGCAGCCGCAGCAGCCAAAAAAAAAAGAAUCUUUCGCAGCAAACAUUAACUAGCAACAACAGAGGACAACGAGAAGAAGAACAACAAUUUCUUUUUAUAGCCCGUCGUCCUGUCUGUGUAGCAGUGUGUGUGUGUGCGUGUGUAUGUGUGUGUGAGAAUGUGUGAGUUUGUGUGGUGGGCCAGAAGGUUACACCCACAUUCACACUCACACUAGCAUUUGCAUUAAGCAGACAGCGCUAAGAAUCAGGAAGCAGCUGAAGCAGCAGAAAAUACAAGUUUUCCCAGAACAGAACAACGACUGUAGUGGAAAAGUAAAAAGUAACGGGGAAGCAGUCUAUUAUUGUAUUACAAUAACACACACACACCUGCGCACAACAACUGCGGCCAGCUCAAAUUACAUAAAUAGCAGCCAGGCAGCACUAAGCACUAAGCCCAAGUACAACGAACUGCAAUUCUGCAAUAAAUACGGCAAUACUGCAACACUGCACUAUUGCAAUUGCAGCAACAUUAGCUCUUAAAGACCCCGGCGAGAGACCCAGAAACCUAUGGACAAUGCCUAUGUCUACUACAAGAUGUACAAUAACUACACGGGCGCCAGCGGAAGCAGUCCCCCAUUGCCGGACAUUAUCGGCCAGUACUACGGUCCGGGACCCCUGUCCUACGGAUCGGCCAAUGGUUACGGCCCCCUCGGCGGCGGCGUCGGCGGCGGUGGCUACGACCUGUACGGCCCAUCGACUUCAACGGCAGCUGGGGGAUACGGACUUUACGAUCCGCAGAUAUACGGACCCUGCCAAACGUCGCCGAUCCGGCGAAGGCGGUAUAGCAUCGCCGGCCUGCCGUCGGCCACCAUGUACAAUGAUGUCUACGGCUAUCCGGCGCCACCGUUGCAACAGACCAGCUCCUCCAAUAUCGUCAAUCUGCUGAACGAGGCCCACAAGUCGAUAUCGCGCAGCUCGCAGAUCCUCAAUCUCACGAACCAGGCCCGUCAACUGGGCCAGCUGGUGACCACGCCCACGGGCACGGGCAUGGGACUGGGCCGCGUGGUGUCCAGCUACCCCACCCUGCAUCCGGGUGACACCUCGCCGCCGUACCUCAACGACAACCUCAUGCAGAUGUCGACGAGCUUCUCCUCGCAGCCGAACAUGUACUUCCAGCCGCAGGCGCAGCAGGUCCUGCCCACGCAACUGACGGCGGCACAGAGUGCGGCUGCGGCGGCGGCACGACUCCGGCCGGCCUACUCGGUGACGAACCUGGUGUCCAGCUACCCGACGACGACGGCGGCGGCGGCGGCCACGACGGCGGGGGGCUAUGGCUGCAAGUACGGGGGUGGCUACGGCGUGAGUCCCUACCAGAGCGAUCUGGGCUAUCUGGGCAAUCCGCUGGUCCCCUUCCAGCAGCAGCGCCAGCUGAUGGCCCACCAGUCGCUGCACGCCUCCAAUCCCGCCAUAUCGCAGUACUACCAGAAUCAGGGGGGGCAGAUGGGGUCAGGAUCGGCCGCCGCUCUGGCCUACAACCUGCAGCAGCAGUUCGCCGGCACGCAGCACUACGGGGGAGGAGCGCAGGGACCGCCGUUGGGACACUCGCACAUUCAGGCGUCGGUGCAGCAGCAGAUGCAUCCGCAGUACCAGUACCAUGUGCACCAGCAUCAGAAUCACCUGCAGACCCAUCCGCUGGCGGCGCUGGCCAACACGAGCGGCCCCUUUGGCGGCACGCUGGCCAGCAGUGCCCGGGACUAUGUGGACGGACUGCAUCAUGCGGCCCACUCACAUACGCAUCCGCAUCAGCAUCAGCAUCCGAUCUCGCAUCCGCAUUCGCACCACCCAACCGCAUCGCAUCAUACGCAUCACACGGCAUAUCCGCACUCGCAUUCGCACCAUCAGCAGCUCCAGCAGCAGCAGCAUCAAGCCCACCAUCACCACCAUCUGCCAUACUCGAAACUAGACUUAGAUUACCCGAAACUGCCGCAAGAGCAUAAGCGACAACUGGACGAAUUCCGUCUUGAAAUACAGAGAAGGGAUCAAGAGAUCCUGGCGAUGGCGGCCAAAAUGAAAACCCUCGAGGAGCAGCAUCAGGACUACCAGCGGCACAUAGCGGUGCUCAAGGAGUCGCUAUGUGCCAAAGAGGAGCACUACAACAUGCUGCAGACGGACGUCGAGGAGAUGCGCGCCCGCCUCGAGGAGAAGAACCGCCUGAUCGAGAAGAAGACCCAGGGCACGCUGCAGACGGUCCAGGAACGCAAUCGCCUCACCAGCGAGCUCACCGAGCUCAAGGACCACAUGGACAUCAAGGACCGCAAGAUCAGCGUCCUGCAGCGCAAGAUCGAGAACCUGGAGGAUCUGCUGAAGGAGAAGGACAACCAGGUGGACAUGGCGCGGGCCCGUCUGUCGGCCAUGCAGGCCCACCACAGCAGCUCCGAGGGCGCCCUGACCAGCUUGGAGGAGGCCAUCGGCGACAAGGAGAAGCAGAUGGCACAGCUGCGGGACCAGCGCGACCGGGCCGAGCACGAGAAGCAGGAGGAGCGGGAUCUGCACGAGCGCGAGGUGGCCGACUACAAGAUCAAGCUGCGCGCCGCCGAGAGCGAGGUGGAGAAGCUGCAGACGCGGCUGGAGCGGGCGGUCACCGAGCGGGAGCGGCUGGAGAUCAAACUGGAGGCGUCGCAGAGCGAGCUGGGCAAGUCGAAGGCCGAGCUGGAGAAGGCCACCUGCGAAAUGGGCCGGAGCAGCGCCGACUGGGAGUCCACCAAGCAGCGGAUCGCCCGCCUGGAGCUGGAGAACGAGCGGCUGAAACACGAUCUGGAACGUUCGCAGAUGCAGCUAGAAGAACAGACCACACUACACAAAACAACGUUUGGCCGGACCACGAUGACCACGUCCCAGGAGCUGGAUCGCGCCCAGGAGCGGGCCGACAAGGCCUCGGCCGAACUGCGACGCACCCAGGCCGAGCUGAGAGUCACGCAGGGCGAAACUGAAAAACGUUUUUCGGAUGCGGAAAGGGCACGUGAGGAGGCGGCCGCCCUGCAGGAGAAGCUGGAGAAGAGCCAGGGCGAGGUGUACCGGCUGAAGGCGAAACUGGAGAAUGCCCAGGGAGAGCAGGAGAGCCUGCGCCAGGAGCUGGAGAAGGCGCAGAGCGGUGUCUCGCGCAUCCACGCCGAUCGUGACCGGGCCUUCUCCGAGGUGGAAAAGAUCAAGGAGGAGAUGGAGCGCACCCAGGCCACGUUGGGCAAGUCGCAGCUGCAGCACGAGAAGCUGCAGAAUUCGCUGGACAAGGCCCAGAACGAGGUCGAUCAUCUGCAGGACAAGCUGGACAAGGCGGGCACGGAGAACCGUCGUCUGGUGCUGGAGAAGGAGAAGCUCACCUACGACUACGACAACCUGCAGUCGCAGUUGGACAAGGCCUUGGGCCAGGCGGCCAGGAUGCAGAAGGAGCGGGAGACCCUCUCCCUGGACACGGAUCGCAUUCGCGAGAAGCUGGAAAAGACGCAGGUGCAACUGGGUCGCAUCCAGAAGGAGCGGGACCAGUUCUCCGACGAGCUGGAGACGCUCAAGGAGCGCUCGGAGUCGGCGCAGACCCUCCUGAUGAAGGCGGCCCGCGACCGGGAGGCGAUGCAAACGGAUCUGGAGGUCCUCAAGGAGCGCUACGAGAAGUCGCACGCCAUCCAACAGAAACUGCAGAUGGAGCGCGACGAUGCGGUCACCGAGGUGGAGAUCCUCAAGGAGAAGCUGGACAAGGCGCUGUAUGCCAGCCAGAAGCUGAUCGACGAGAAGGACACCUCCAACAAGGAGUUCGAGAAGAUGCUGGAGAAGUACGAUCGGGCGCAGAACGAGAUCUAUCGCCUGCAAUCGCGAUGCGACACGGCGGAGGCGGAUCGUGCCCGCCUCGAAGUGGAGGCGGAACGAUCGGGACUGGCCGCCGGCAAGGCACGCGAGGAUCUGCGCAAACUGCAGGACGAGAGCACCAGGCUGCAGGAGGCCUGCGAUCGGGCAGCGCUCCAGCUGAGCCGCGCCAAGGAGUGCGAGGACAAUGCGCGCAGCGAGCUGGAGCACAGUCGCGAUCGCUUCGACAAGCUGCAGACGGACAUACGGCGGGCGCAGGGCGAGAAGGAACACUUCCAGUCGGAGCUGGAACGGGUCACCUACGAGCUGGAGCGGGCCCAUGCCGCCCAGACGAAGGCGGGCGCCAGCGUGGAGGCGGCCAAGGAGGAGGCCGCCCACUAUGCCGUCGAGCUGGAGAAGAUGCGCGACCGGUACGAGAAGAGCCAGGUGGAGCUGCGCAAACUGCAGGACACCGACACCUUUGGCCGGGAGACGCGACGCCUCAAGGAGGAGAACGAGCGGCUGCGCGAGAAGCUGGACAAGACGCUGAUGGAGCUGGAGACCAUACGCGGCAAGUCGCAGUACGAGUCGGAGUCGUUCGAGAAGUACAAGGACAAGUACGAGAAGAUCGAGAACGAGGUGCAGAACAUGGAGUCCAAGCUGCACGAGACCAGUCUGCAGCUGGAGCUCUCGAAGGGCGAGGUGGCCAAGUUGCUGGCCAACCAGGACAAGCAGCGAUCCGAGCUGGAGCGGGCCCACAUCGAGCGGGAGAAGGCGCGCGACAAGCACGAGAAGCUGCUGAAGGAGGUCGAUCGUUUGCGCCUGCAACAGUCCUCGGUGAGCCCCGGCGAUCCGGUCCGCGCGUCGACGUCCUCCUCAUCCGCUCUGUCCGCUGGCGAGCGGCAGGAGAUCGACCGCCUGCGGGACCGCCUCGAGAAGGCCCUGCAGUCGCGCGACGCCACCGAGCUGGAGGCCGGUCGCUUGGCCAAGGAACUGGAGAAGGCGCAAAUGCAUCUGGCCAAGCAGCAGGAGAACACCGAGUCCACGCGCAUCGAGUUCGAGCGCAUGGGCGCCGAGCUUGGGCGACUGCACGAUCGCCUCGAGAAGGCCGAGGCCGAGCGGGAAUCGUUGCGGCAUGCGAACAAGGCAGGUGGUGCCGCUGCCGGUGGCGGAGCCGGUGGUGCCCCCCAUCCGCAGCUGGAGAAGCACGUGCAGAAGCUCGAGUCCGAUGUCAAGCAGCUGGCCGUGGAGCGGGAGCAGCUGGUGCUGCAGCUGGAGAAGAGCCAGGAGAUCCUCAUGAACUUCCAGAAGGAGCUGCAGGCCGCCGAGGUGGAGCUGCAGAAGACGCGCGAGGAGAACCGCAAGCUGCGCAACGGCCACCAGGUGCCGCCGACCGCCGCCGCCCAGCCCGCCGGAGCCUCGCCGGCCGAAAUCCAGGCCAUGCAGAAGGAGAUCCAGGCGCUGCAGCAGAAGCUCCAGGAGUCGGAGCGCGCCCUGGCCGCCGCUGGUCCCCAGCAGGCCCAGGCCCAGGCUGCAGCGGCAGCGGCAGCGGGAGCGAGUCGCGAGGAGAUCGAGACGUGGCGCAAGGUCAUCGAGCAGGAGAAGGGGCGUGCCGACAUGGCCGACAAGGCGGCCCAGGAGAUGCACAAGCGCAUUCAGCUUAUGGACCAACACAUCAAGGACCAGCACGCCCAGAUGCAAAAGAUGCAGCAGCAGAUGCAACAGCAGCACCAGCAGGCGGCGCAGCAGCAGCAAAGCGCAGCAAGUGCCGGCGGAGCGGACGCCAAGGAACUCGAGAAGGUCAAGGGCGAGCUGCAGGCGGCCUGCACCGAGCGAGAUCGCUUCCAGCAGCAGCUGGAACUUCUGGUCACAGAGCUGGAAAAGAGCAAGAUGUCCAACCAAGAGCAGGCCAAACAGCUUCAGACCUCGCAGCAACAAGUGCAGCAACUACAACAGCAGGUGCAACAGUUGCAGCAGCAGAUGCAGCAACUGCAGCAGGCUGCCAGUGCGGGAGCAGGCGCCACCGAUGUGCAGCGCCAGCAGUUGGAGCAGCAGCAGAAGCAGCUGGAGGAGGUGCGCAAGCAGAUCGACAACCAGGCCAAGGCCACCGAGGGCGAGCGCAAGAUCAUCGACGAGCAGCGCAAGCAGAUCGACACCAAGCGCAAGGACAUGGAGGAGAAGGAGAAGAAGAUGAUCGAGUUCGACGUUCAGUUGCGCAAGCGCAAGGAGCAGAUGGACCAGCUGGAGAAGUCGCUCCAGACGCAAGGAGGCGGCGCAGCGGCCGCCGGCGAGCUCAACAAAAAGCUCAUGGACACUCAGCGACAGUUGGAAGCAUGCGUCAAGGAGCUGCAAAACACAAAGGACGAGCACAAGAAGGCGGCAACCGAAACGGAGCGUUUGCUGCAACUGGUACAAAUGUCGCAGGAGGAGCAGAAUGCCAAGGAGAAGACCAUCAUGGAUUUGCAGCAAGCCUUAAAGAUCGCUCAAGCCAAAGUCAAACAAGCACAAACGCAACAACAGCAGCAGCAGGAUGCUGGGCCAGCUGGCUUCUUGAAGAGCUUUUUCUAAACAGUGCCCCCGAAAAAACAGAAAAUACACACAUCUACAGAUGCAGAUGAGGCAAAAGGAACACACCCGUACUAUUUACCCAAAAGCGAUAAUGGAAAUCCAAAACAGCAAGAAAAUACCAAAAGCACUGUCUACUAUUUUGUAUACUACCGAUGCCGAUACCAAUACCAACUAUGCAGUAUUUCUACGACUCACACAUACACUAUACACAAACACACACACACACACACAUUUGUAAAUGACACCAUGUAAAUGCAAUGCGAUAUGCAAAUUAUUUGAUAUUUAUGUGUAUUGUGUAAUUAGGUUGCCGCUAUACUCAAAUUGUGGAUGCAUUUAAAAGUCAGCUCGUAUAGCGUACUUUGUAAACUCUCUUAACUUUCUCUAACUCACUAACUCAAUCCUUUUUCGAACUCAAACUCGAACUCAACUUAAAGUUUAUCGUUAGCCAAGACACCUUAUUAGCCCAAAUUUCCCCUUGAGAGCUUUCUGUCCCUCACUUUCUCUCUGUCGGUCGGAGCUGCAGAACUUAGACUACGUCCUCGGGCACUGCAUCCCCCUAGUCAAUCCAACACUAUUUCCAGUAAGACCCACCCAGCCCCACAUCAGCCAUUAGUUUCCCAACUGCGCGAAUGUGAUGAAAUCGAAACGAGGAGAAAAGCAAAGGGGUAAUUGCAUUACAAUUGAAGAAGCAACCAACUGAGUGCUGUCUUGGACCCAGAGUGGAGCAUGUACUUACAAUUAUCGACGAUAUAUAUAUAUAUAUGCUAGCCCCUGUUAUAGUUAGUUAAACAUGAACAUCAGCCCAUCAUACGCCCACACAAUCACACUGUACAUAAAGCAUUGGCAUCAGACUCGAAGCGGAAAAAGUAUAUCUAUACAGAUACGGAUACAAUAUGUAGAGCAAUAAAUGAUAAACCACAGAUAAUACAAAUAUGAUAUGGACACAACUAACAUAUAUUCAAAGUAUGUAUGUGUGUACAUGUAAAUUGUAGUUACAUGCAUUGCGAUUAAAAAAAUUAUAUUGCCUAGCCUUUAGCCGUGUACCAAAGAACUAUCAAUAUAGACCCAAAAGGAGAACGGAGAACACUACCUACCAUUCGUAUCAGCUAAUAUGGAUAUUAUCGAUAGAAAUAAACUCGAACAUCAACUACAAACAAGUGCAAUCUCUAUUUUAAUUAGUUAAAUCUACACGAUAUCCCCACGUUCCUUAGCCCCCGACAAAAUAGAUCGAGUCCAUUACGCAAGCUUUACCCAAGUCAGCUGUGAAUGCGCAUUAGUAAGAGUACUUAUAAAGUAGAUCGAUAGUUUCAGGAUCGCUCGUAAAUGUUGCUUUUGGUUUAGAUGAAGUGCAAAAAGUGUUAUUGUUAUCAGACAUUAAUGACUUAUACCCCUAUAAUGCAUAUUUACAUACCUAUGGCGGCAUAGUAGCAAAAUGUGUACAAACUGUAGAGUACCAAAUUUAAAUAGCAGGAAAUUAGUGUUUUCAUUGAGUGCAUUUUCGUUCCCUAUAUUUUACUUAGAAGGAAGAAAAAAUCGGGAAGUGGAUAUAUUACGUGAGAUAACGUAGAACGAUGUAAGGAGUUAUCACUGCCAGUGUAAGCAAGAAUAUUGAUAGAAUGGAAAUUUAAGGUUCGUUUAAUCCUAGGGUUUAUCAUUAGAUUAUCAUUUGACUUUCGGUUACUAUAGAAAACCAACCACGAAGACAUUCAGCAAACGACGAAGCAAAAGACACAACACAAUCAUAUCAUACAAGCCUAUAUCAUAACCCCAAGAACGAAAGGAUAGUAGACCCUAGAGGGAAACUCUUUAGCGCUUUAAAUUAUCCUCAGAUCUUUCCACGCCCACUAGCCGAAUGGAGAUCGAUUGUUCAAUUGAUAGAGUACCCCUCCACCACUUAGGUAAUCGAUUAACGACCAAGUAAAUUACGAUAUAGCUGCACUCUUUGCUUUGAUUUCAGUUUUGCGAUCGUUCGAUUUGUGUACAUAAGUUAGGGUCCUCCUUUUCGCCCCAUUCUCUCGCCAAAAAAUAAAAGUUCCCCAACAAGUUCCUAUACCAGGAGCCUCGGGUUUUACGGUGCAGCUGAAGGGUAGGAAACAAUACGAGUUCGCGAGUCAAGUAACAAUUAGUAACAUCUUCAUGCUCGACAGAAGUGUACAUAAGUGUCUAGUUAUGUAAGCAUGACAGGAACUGUAUAAUAUAUGAAAGUUUACUAUAUACGAUAUAAUGUAAUCAUCAAUCUAUAUGCAGACCAUUGAGAACACGAGAACAAUUAACUAUCGACAAAUCAAACCGAACAAACUUCACCGUAGGACACAUUACUCUGGCUACCGAAGCUAAAAACAAGUUAAACACCACGUUGACAAUACAACCACCCACAAAAAAACACACUUUGACACCAAAAAAACACCCUUUGAACACGACCCAUUUAGGAUGGAUGAAAGCCAACAUAUCUGCAGCAAGAUAGCGCUAAUCUCAUGUUAACCGACGACAAAACAGAUGAUAUCUUUGCGAAGCAACAUUUUGAAAGCGAUUUCCUAACGCUGCCAGUUAAGUUCUUGGUCACUUGGUCACUCAGUCACUUUCACCUUCGAUCUCGAUCUCGAUUUCCAGUUAUAGAAGAUGAAACGUUUGCCUUUAACUACUUAACUUAACUUACCACGUAUCGUAUUGUUAGCCUAGAUAGACUCAAUUACAGCAGCAGCAGCAGCAGCAGUGACGAACAAACUGAGAAUAAGAAAAUGAUCUAACUAACGGUCUAUCUACUUAUAGUAUUUGCCGUAAACACUUUAAUCAUAUUAUCCCCGCCGUCGUGUACCCUACUUACAAAUACAAAUACAAUUACAAAUACAAAUACGAAUAAAAAACUAACGAAUAGCAAGAAAAGCUUCGACAACUUUUUCUAUACAAAAUCUAGCGAAAAUAAUAAAUGAUAAAUCAAAUGAUAACAAGCAAAAACACAAAAUCUCGAAUAAUGUAAUUUAGCAAAUUGUAAACUCAAUAUAGGCACACACACACAAACACACACACACACACACUCUAACGCAGACCCGAAUAUCAGAUGAUGAUAGAUUAAAUGAAUUUAUAUGGGAAAGCCUCGAUCGAGAGUCGAUCGAGCAUUACCUAUCGAUGAAUUAACCCCAGUGUGUACUUCUCUGUACAUAGACCUAUAUAUAUAAUUAUUUAUGACUAGAGCAAAGCAUACCAUAGAUGAAAAUAUAGGAAUAUACGGAUACAAAAACAUAUACAUAGCAGAUAUGGAAAGAGAGCGCAAAUUAUAUAGAUACUUCAAGCAUCAUCCAUCAAAGUUCAAGGCCGAAGAUCGUAGUCGGAGCAAAAACUUGCAUAGAGAGGAGGAGGCAGAGCAGAAGUGUAAGCCCCAAGACACCAAAACACCCCAAACCGAAUCCGAUACCGAAAUAUCCGCAGAGAAAUGAGAAAAACAAACAACAAUUUCGUGUAAACAUUUUUUUAAACAAGUUUGGUGAUCUACGAUAUUGGUAAUAAUUAUUGAUAAAUAAAAAAUAAAAUAAAAUAAAAUAAAAUAAAAUAAAAUAAAAUAAAAGGAUAUAUAUAUAUAUAUAUAUAUACAUACAUAUAUUAUACAAAUAUAUGAAGUAAAGCCUAGUACUCAGAUCGCCGAACUUUUUUGGAAAAUGAAAAGGUCAGUUUUGACACAGUGUGAUCAGUCAAUAGAUUAAAAUCACCGAUAGUUGAACGGCCGCACUGCGGUGUUGAAUUUCAAUUUUAGUUUUUACACAAUUAAAUUACACAUUAAAUCUUUAUGAUCCAAAUAGAAUUUUGCCGAUCUGAGCACUAGACUUUAAGCAGGAGUAGGCAAAAAUGAACGGAAACAAGGGGAGGCAUACAUAAAGUACGAGUAAAUAUUUAUUAUAUAAUGUUUUUUAAGUAACUUAUAGUAAGCAUUAUAUAUACACACAUAUAUAUAAAUUAUACAUAUAUGAAACUACAUAAGUUUACAAGGUAUAUGACAUAAAAAAAAAACAAAAACAACAAAAACCAAAUUAAGAAUCAACCACAACAACAAAGAGCAACAUAAAAGGUAAACAACAACAACAAAAAAAAACGCAACCGCAGCAACUAAACAAAGUAAACGAUUAGAGAUGAGGUGGGAAAAUAUAAUAAUAAUAAAAUAAAUAAAUUUAUUAUAUACAUACAUACAUAGAAGAAUAUUACAAAUGGGAGAAAGUCGAGCAAAAUGAAAGCGAGAUGAAAAUGAUUAUUUGAAACAUGUUCAUUAUAUAUAAAUGUCAUUACAAAUGUUCUUCAAAACUGCCUACCAAUAAAAUAUAUUUCAAAUAA